This is a messenger RNA of Ascochyta rabiei, 1395 nucleotides long. RefSeq lists its product as uncharacterized. The record is from RefSeq and is a predicted model, not a curated record. Bases 1 to 1395 code for a protein of 464 amino acids. The transcript has a single exon. NCBI's taxonomy places the organism in Eukaryota, Fungi, Ascomycota, Dothideomycetes, Pleosporales, Didymellaceae.
AUGCAGACCACGGGCGAAGAUUACUAUGACAUCCCUGACGACGAACUACCUUCAGCGAACUUUGCGGCCCGUCCGACGAGCGAGAUCAGCGAGAUCAGCCUGCGAAUCUGUAUGAGCGUUGUCUCAUUUUCAUCUGGAGACAUCGACAGUGAGCUAGAUAUCGACGGCGGUCCGACUCCAACGGCUCUUGCCCCAGGAGCGCUCUUGAUGCCUCAACCGGAGAUGCCGGACACGCCGCCCGACACGCCGAACAUCAUAGUAAAUGCGUCUUCUCGCAGACAGUCGUUGCGGCAGCGACUGAAAAGCCUGAACGAUGUCGCAUCCAUUAUGAGAAAACCGAGUUUACGGCAAAAGGUUGAUUCAGCACCGCCUGGUGCGUUUAGCUUGGCGGAGUAUGCACCUCAGGUGCCUAGAAGAGCUGUCAGUGCGAGACUGGAGAAACGGGAUGCUGCAAGAGGGCGAUAUUCAAGACAUCUGUCAGCUGAGAGCGACUCGAAAGCUCGGAGAGUGCUGGGUGUAGAUGAAAGACUAUGGGAAGAGGAAGAGUCGGAGCCUGCAAACUCGGCAGAAGAAAUUGAGGGCGUCGAGCGAGACCAAGAGAUGGGUUUGCCACAGCCUCAUGCAUCUUUCUCCCGCAAACCAAGGGUGAGGGAGACGUUGGAGAAGAAACAGUUGACGAGGCUGAGAAUGGACUUUGUGAGCUCGGAACCAAAGAUGUUUGUGGACUCGCCUCAGUCAAUGCUGGGCACACCCUUGGAGCUGUAUGCCAUACCUGGGCGACAACCUGGGCGCUUCAGGCCAACAAGUGCAAUCAACGGCAGGCGAGGAUCAUCGACACCAGUUUCACCAAGAACGCCCUCGCCCUUCCGCAGACCACAGCUGCGACUAAAUCACAGGGUUGCCGGCGAUGAGAACCUCGAGGAUUCAUAUCAAACAAGGGCCUACGUACCCGGACCGGUCUGUCUCGAAGAGCAUCCUGCCUUGCUUCGCAAUUACUCUGUCGCCACUUUAGACCCUUUUGUCAGCGAGAUAGAUUCGAUAGGGCGACGCCCGUCCGAUUUACAGGCCCUGGAACAGAUUGUCGUAUACUUCGACGACAUGGGUUUGAUAGAGGAAGCCACAGACAAAUGCUUGGACAAGUAUUGGUUGAGCGAGCAGCAACAGGCGCCACAAGAACCAGAAUCUGGCGUCAUGGAACCCGUACCUUUGCGUCCCCGGAGUCAGCAGCGCAAGCGCAGCUCGAAGGACCCUUCCAGCAUGCUGUCCAGAUUCUCAUUGUCACCAGCGUCAUCAGACGCCUCUGUGCCACAGAGCUCUCCACAAAAGCGCCAACUACUCAAAUUAAGAAAACUGCUUUCGCCGGCGCUACCAGGCUCGAAAGGGGCCGAAAGUUGA